AUUAUUGUUGUUUUACCCGAGGCCUGAGGAAAAAUGGCGGCUUAGCAAUUGGGGGAGCGUAGGGAAGGAAAAAACAUAAACUAACAACAAGUAUCCAGACCUUUAUUCAGUCUUCACGCACAGUUUAAGACAACACAGAAAUAAGUUUUGAAUAAAAUAGAUUAAUUUGACAUGGUUUGUGAGUUACUGAUAACAAUUCCUGAGGAGAACCACGAUGUUUAUCAACUCCAGCGCGCUAGUCAAUUUGUAAAAGCUGCAGUUAAAAUGACACAUCAAGAUGCUGCCACAUUAAAAGAACAAACUGCCAAGACUUUAAUGACGAAAACAGACGUGUGUAAACAAGACAUUAAAUGUAAAGCCAACAGUGUUGAUUCUAAAUUAAAGACCUGUAACUGUGGUGUAGUUGCUGAUAAACAAGUUAAACCAUCAUCUAGAUUAUCAAUUAGUUAUGCUAAGCUGAAAAAGCGUAAACAAAAAAGUCGGAAAAGUAUAGAUAAAAAAAAUCGUUUACUGUUAGCUAAAACGGAAGAUGCAUCACUACCACCGAAGCAGGGUUCCUGGUUGUUACGCCUUUUUGAAUCAAAACUUUUUGACAUGCAUAUUGCUCUUGCGUAUCUUUUAAAUUCCAAAGAAAAUGGUGUGUUGGCGUAUUUAGGAAAUAAACUCUUUAGUUUUGCAGACCAAGACGUAGAUAUGUAUUUGCCAGAACUUCUAAAUAUGUAUCUGCAUAUGGAGGAAUUAUCAGAUAUCAUUCAUCCAUACUUAGCUUUACGGGCAAAAAAUCACACGGUGUUCAGCCUACGAGCUGCAUGGAUUCUUGAAUCUGAAAUCAAAAGUGGUGAACUAUGUCAAGAAGUAAUUAAAACUGCACGAAAGUUGUUACAAAUUAUAUCUGAAGAACAAACUAAAAUUCAUAGACCUCAGCUAAUCACGAUGUCACCUGCCAAGAAAUCCCACAAGCGUUCGAAAUCUGACGCUAUUAUUGGAACUAUCACAGAUAAAGCCUCUUUUUUAUAUUCAUCAACAACACACAGUUAUUCAACAGAAAAUAUAGAUCAAGAUCAUUUACAACAUGGUUUAGCAUUUGGUAAAUGUCCGCAGCACCUCUUAACAAAUAGCACAGCUGAGAAUCCUGUCAAAAUAGCAGCAUCGUCUUGUAACUUAAAAGAGUUGGAAACAAAAGAAGAUAUUAAUCAAUGCUGUUGCUGGCAGGUGCCACUGUACGUGGCAGAGCGUGAAUUCAUUAAUGCAUUACAAUCAAUUGGACAACGUUUACGAGGUUUACCAACCAAGCAAGAAAAAGUUCAACGGUUAUGUGCUGAACUGUCCCUUCUUAAUCUAAACCUGCCAGCAAAAGUCUUUGUGCCUUUCGACGAUGUCUUUCCACACCAUAUAGUUCGUAUACCACACAAUGCUGCAGUUGUUCUCAAUUCAAAAGAUAAAGCUCCAUAUAUAAUAUACAUUGAAGUACUUGCACAUGACGUCAGUGAAGAGCAACAAUUGCAAGCUCAAUGUCAUGAAAAUCUGCUAGCUGACCACGACUCCUUCAUGACUGAAAAUUUGUUUCCUCAGUUGCUGCAACACAACAAUUCUGAUGACAAUCUUCCUGCUUUUGAUUUAAAUAACUUUGGUCCAUCAUCACCAGAAAGUAGCGAAUACGAAGGAACAACAUCUUCAAUGGGCGGUGAUGUGGAUGAUCUUAGUGAAUCGCAAUCAACCACCACAGGAAGUAGCGAGCUUCAUUCAGAAGAGAUUGAUUUGGAAGAAAAGGAAAUAUACAUAUCGGCCAUAGAUGUACGUAAAAGAUUAAGUGACUCACUUGCUGCUCCCAAAGCUCUCUUCAUGGUAAGAGACCCAGAUGAUCCUUCUGCCGCCGCAUUAAAAGAGCCUUGGCACGAGAAAGUACAGCGAAUUCGCCGCAUGUCACCAUAUGGUAAUUUGCCGAAUUGGAGACUAAUUCCAGCUAUUGUGAAAACUGGAGAUGACUUGAGACAAGAAUGUUUGGCUUACCAAUUACUUAGACAAUUCAAAAAUAUAUUUGAAGAAGAAAGAGUACCGUUAUGGAUAAAACCGUUUGCUGUUAUGGUUACGUCUGGCGGUGGUGGUCUUAUCGAGCCUAUUGUCAACGCUGUCUCCCUGCACCAGAUAAAAAAACAAAGUAAAAUGUCACUCAGAGAUUAUUUUAUUAAUGAGUUUGGUGAGCCUACUACGGAAGAAUUCUUGACUGCUCAACGCAACUUUGUUGAAAGUUGUGCUGGCUACUGUUUAGUUUGUUACGUCAUGCAAGUCAAAGACAGACAUAACAACAACAUACUAGUGGAUGCAGAAGGCCAUCUUAUCCAUAUCGAUUUCGGCUUCAUUCUCUCAAACUCGCCGGGGAAGAAUUUAGGCUUUGAAGCUUCUCCGUUCAAGCUAACUGAUGAACUCGUCGAGGUGAUGGACGGUGCGGAUAGUGAUAUGUAUAAUUACUUCAAAAUUCUCAUCUUGCAAGGAUUUGUCGCUGCUCGCAAAAACAUGGAUAAAGUUCUACAGAUUGUUGAAAUCAUGAAGACAGGAUCGCAGUUACCGUGUUUCACACAGGGCGUGUCCACAGUCGAGACGAUGCGUGAACGUUUUCACAUGAAUUUAACAGAAGAACAGUUAGCGAGACACGUUGUGAAACUUAUAGACGAUAGUGUUCAGUCACUGACAACAAGACUCUACGACACUUUUCAAUAUUUCACUAACGGAAUACUGUAGCAAGAAAAUAGGAGAAUAUUUUAUAAUUCAAAUGAGAGAAGUCUCGCCCAGUCAAGCUUAACAUCAAAGAAUUAAUAGUCGGCUUGUUGGGUGCAACGGGAUAAUGUCUUAUUUUGCGUUUUUAAAUUUGAGCGGAACGUUUAUUUCACGAUAAACCGAGCGGCUUUAACCGUAACCAAAGGUUUUCAGUUCUUUUACAAUAAACCUUCUCACUUGAAGACUGCACUGAACGUUGUAAAUCAUUUGGAUCGUAGUAGCAUACAUGAUAAGUCAACUAUUCAAAUUUAUGCAACAUCAAGGCCCUGCCAUCGCUACUAAGUUUUACGACGAAAUUUAAAAGCGUUCUGCGAUUUCGUGACAGCCGAUAAAUUUUUAGUUAAUUUUUUUAAAUUUAUCUCAGUUUAAAGAGCCUACGAAUAAUCUCCAAUCUUUGCGUACUUUAUCUGAGAGCAUAUGAGAAUAUAAGUGCAUUUCAGCACUUGUAAACUUUUAGCCGACUUCGUUAUUUGUGUAAGCCAUUAAAAUGGAGAGUCAUGCACUGACUUCGUAGUCUCUUUAAGUUUAAUAAUCAUUUUACGUUGAUAUAAUUUAAUAUGUUACACCAUUAUUAUUUAUACAGUUUUAUAUUGAAUUUUUUUCGUUCUCUUUUAAUACGUCAUUUAUCCGGGUUUUUUUUCUUUAUCGAGUUUAUUGAGCAGUUUAACUAAGAAUGUUAUUUUAAUGUGUUAAAGGGUGCCACAUUUUUAGUUUUCAGUGUGAAACAAUCCAACGUUUUUUCAUGCUUGUAAGUGCGAUUUUCCUACGUUCUUUUGCUUUCAACCGCUGUCAAACACACAAUAUCUUCGGUACUGCUAGUUCAUGUUUUACAUUCAAAUGCGUGAAAUGUUUUAUGUGCGUAUUAGGUUGUGCAAGUUCUUGAUGUAUUCUUGUUUUUAUUCAAUGAAAUAAUUAUGAAAAACGUAGGGUAUUUUCUAAAUAAAUGAAUGAAUUUAGUGAAAUGGCUUUAAAUAAAGUUUUUUUGUAUUGUUUGACAAUUCCCCAGAACAUUACCCCUCACCUCCCUUUUCCGCAACAGGUAUUUCAACAUUCGUUCAAUAAGCUGUUAGCAGAAAAAAGUAAAAACUUCUUCAUCGUACUGCAUCAGUAUGUUUCAUAGACGCAGUCAAUAGAGCAACUCGGUUCCAGGGCCUGUAGCGUUUUUGAUAUAAGGAUAAAACGCAACAGGACCUGGGAUCCCGGUUGUCAAUAGAGCACCAGUCGUACAGACCUUUGUGAAGCACCGAUGUGUUUUUUUCGUUAGAAAUUUAAAUAAAGCUGUUAUUUCCUAAAAGGGUGUGUAAUAGAAUAUGAAUAUGUACUGCGAUUGUAAGA
Hydractinia symbiolongicarpus is the source of this 4110-nucleotide messenger RNA. Its product is annotated as phosphatidylinositol 4-kinase beta-like. NCBI's taxonomy places the organism in Eukaryota, Metazoa, Cnidaria, Hydrozoa, Anthoathecata, Hydractiniidae. The transcript is spliced from 19 exons. Bases 172 to 2739 code for a protein of 855 amino acids. Gene Ontology annotation, cellular component: cytoplasm; membrane. Gene Ontology annotation, molecular function: 1-phosphatidylinositol 4-kinase activity. Gene Ontology annotation, biological process: phosphatidylinositol phosphate biosynthetic process; phosphatidylinositol-mediated signaling. The record is from RefSeq and is a predicted model, not a curated record.